This is a messenger RNA of Osmia lignaria (orchard mason bee), 3211 nucleotides long. Its product is annotated as sodium/potassium-transporting ATPase subunit alpha. Lineage: Eukaryota; Metazoa; Arthropoda; Insecta; Hymenoptera; Megachilidae. Gene Ontology annotation, cellular component: plasma membrane. Gene Ontology annotation, biological process: sodium ion export across plasma membrane; potassium ion import across plasma membrane; intracellular sodium ion homeostasis. Gene Ontology annotation, molecular function: P-type sodium:potassium-exchanging transporter activity; ATP hydrolysis activity; ATP binding. The record is from RefSeq and is a predicted model, not a curated record.
UUUCCAAAAGCGUCGUGAAAAAUAUUCUUAACUCAUACUCCGUUUAUCUAAAUUUAAAUGUAAUGCAACGAGCAAGUAAAAUAAUGAGACAAGCAAGCUCUACUCCAAUAAUCAAGAAAAAGCUUACUGAAGAAGAAAUAGAGGAUCUGCACCAAGAACUGAAUACCAAAGAUCACAUGAUUCCGUUGGAACAAUUGUGUGAAAAAUUAAACACAGAUAUUGUCAAUGGUUUGACACAAGAGGAAGCAAAUAAUGUUCUCCAUAGAGUGGGACCGAACUCCCUGACCCCGCCGAAAGUAACGCCAGAAUAUAUAAAAUUUAUGAAAUGUAUGUUUCACGGAUUCGCCGGCCUCUUAUGGGGUUGUGCAUUAUUGUGUUAUAUUUUAUAUGGACUUAGUAUGGGACUCGAAGGCACAGGUGGUGGGAUCGAAUGGUUAGGAGUUAUUAUUACACUGAUAUGUUUGAUCUCAGGAAUAUGUGCUUAUAUACAAGAAAGUAAAAAUACAAAAAUAAUGGAAUCGUUCAAAAAAAUGGUACCUACAUUUGCAACAGUAAUAAGAGGGGGUAUGAAAAUGCGUAUAGCAACUGAAGAUUUAGUUCCAGGGGAUCUAGUACAAAUCAGACUUGGCGAUAAAAUUCCAGCCGACAUCAGGAUCAUAGAAUGUCGUGAACUCAGAGUAGAAAACUCGAGCAUCACUGGAGAAAGCGAACCUGUGCUUCGAACAAACUACCCAACUGAUGAGAAUCCCUUGGAAUCUUCUAAUGUAGCUUUCUUCUCGUCCUUUGCAGUGGAAGGACAGGGCAAUGCAAUAGUGGUAGCCACUGGUGAUGAGACAAUGAUAGGGAGACUUGCAGGACUCACCUCUCACCUAGAGAAAGAAGAAACACCAAUCGCCAAAGAAAUUAGACACUUUGUUCAAAUAAUUGCCACCAUAUCCAUAAUAUUCGGACUGUUCUUUUUUAUAGUAUCAUUAAUACUAGAUCCCAAUAUACUGAAAGCAUUUACGUACAUGCUGGGUAUAGUAAUAGCUAAUGUGCCUGAAGUUCUAUUGGUUACCGUCACCACGAGUCUAACGCUUACAGCCCAAAAAAUGGCAGAGAAUAAUUGUUUAAUUAAAAAUUUAGAAGCAGUCGAGACGCUUGGCUCUACGUCAACUAUCUGCUCGGAUAAAACUGGAACUCUGACUCAGAACAAAAUGAGCGUCUCCAAUUUAUGGUUUGGACAUACGAGGUACAAUUUUCCCCCAGGCGAGAGGCUCGGCGUUGAGAAACACUUGUUAACGGAGAAACCAGCUUUCAAUAUAAUGAUCAAGAACGCCACUCUCUGUCUUCGUGCAGAGUUCAUCGCAGAAUCCACUUUGUUGAAUCCAAUCGACGAGCGAGAGGUAAUUGGGGACGCUUCAGAGACAGGUAUUCUCAGAUUCUGCGAGCAUAUACACCCCACAGAAAAAUUCAGAGAGGUGCACCAAAAGGUCGCGGAAAUCCCGUUCAACUCCAUAACAAAAUACCAGCUAUCCAUUCACAAGGAUGAAUAUGGAUAUACAAUGAUCAUGAAAGGCGCUCCAGAGAUAAUCCUAGAAAACUGUACCCAUAUACUAACCACCGAUGGAGAAACAAAAGAAAUGACUCCUCUGGAUCUCACAAUAUCCCGAAGAGCCUGUGCAGAGUUGGGAUACUUAGGAGAGCGAGUUUUAGCUUACUGCGAUCUUCAUCUACCUGAGAGCAUUUACGGUCCAAAUUUUAAAUUCUAUACCGAGUCUUCUAGUUCCUACAAUUUCCCAACAAUGGGUUAUAGGUUUGCUGGGCUGAUUAGUCUCAUAGACCCUCCAAGGCCAGCUGUGCCUGAUGCAGUGAGAAAGUGUCGCACAGCAGGGAUCAAGGUGAUAAUGGUGACUGGUGACCAUCCAGUGACGGCAAUGGCAAUAGCAAAGAAAGUUGGCAUCAUUGGAGAGGGAAAUGAGACAAAAUAUGAAAGAGCAAUACUACAGAACAAGUCAUAUUCACAAUUAAGUGACAGCGACUCUGGUGCUAUAAUCAUAACUGGUUCUGAAUUGAGGAACAUGGAUGCAGCACAGUUAGACCAUAUUGUGAGGAACUAUGAAGAGAUAGUCUUUGCAAGAACUUCUCCGCAGCAGAAGCUCCUUAUAGUGGAAAGCUGUCAGAGAUUAGGAGAAAUUGUGGCAGUUACCGGAGAUGGGGUGAAUGAUUCCCCAGCAUUAAGAAAGGCGGACAUUGGUGUGGCAAUGGGCAUAACAGGCUCCGACGUGGCGAAAAAUGCGGCAGACAUGAUUCUCAUGGACGACAAUUUUGCGUCAAUUGUGAUCGGGAUAGAAGAAGGUAGACUGGUAUUUGACAAUCUUAAGAAGUCUAUUGUGUAUACCUUAACUUCUAGCAUACCUGAGAUGCUGCCUAUGCUAAGCAGUCUCAUUUUUGCUAUACCUCUACCAUUCAUUCUGGAGAUGAUUCUAUGCGUUGAUAUAGGCACUGAUUUGCUUCCAGCAAUUGCACUGGCAUACGAGAAGGCUGAGUCUGAUAUAAUGCGCCGUGCGCCAAGAAAUCCACAGUAUGAUAAACUUGUUAAUAAGCGCUUAAUAUCUAUUGCUUAUGGGCAGAUCGGAAUGACCCAGUCUUUGGCUGGACUUUACACCUAUUUCAUGAUUCUUAUGUUAAAUGGAUUUCUACCUGAUCGUCUUUUAGGACUACGAUUAGAUUGGGAGAAUAAAUCUAUUAAUGAUUUGCAAGAUUCUUACGGGCAGACGUGGACUUAUGAUACGAGAAUGGAUUUAUUAAAUGAAGCUCGUACUGGGUAUUUCUUGUCCAUUGUUAUAACACAACUGAUAGAUUUGAUCAUGUGUAAAACUAGAGUUAAUUCGAUUGUAGAACAAGGAAUGGAUAAUUGGUUUUUGAAUUUUUCGUUGAUUUUUGAAAUCAUUUUAACAGGGUUUCUGUUGUAUGUACCAGGGAUAGGAAAAGUAUUGAAGUUUAUGCCUUUGAGUGCUUAUUGGUAUUGGCCGAGUUUACCGCUUGGGGUGUUUCUUUGGAUAUACGACGAAUUUAGGAGGUUUUGUAUUAGGAAGUUUCCUGGGGGAAUCAUAGACCAGGAAACUUAUUACUAACAGCUGAUACGUAUUUAUGAACAAUGGCGAAAUUAGGAUUUAUUUCAGGAGUGGAUUAUGUAGUUUAGGUAAGUGUAUAGUAAGUGUCAAGUGUU